CUGUAGCAGGAGGAGGGGAGCUCAAACACAGCUGUACUUGUUCAAUCAUACACUCCUGUCACCCUGUCCGGGGAACACCGCGAGGGCACCAUCACAGUCAGCCCGUUCUUGAGGGACUAAUCAACACGUCUUUUUCAGUCUAAUCUCCAGCAGAAAUGACUUCAUCCAGGUGAUCUGCGAGAAAUGCUUUAUUGCUGACCUCGGGGCGUUUCGGACUCUCCGCUCGCUGACCAGUAGCAGAACUUUAUAAACUCCACACACAGUCUCUGAGGACUUUCACUGAGGCGACGAUGGAGCGGCGUCGGGGUUUUUACGCGUUCAUUUUGAUGCUGGUGGCUUGUGUUUAUUAUACCUCGGGCAUGGAGAGAAAUAAGGAUAUUCCAACAGAAAAACUGCUUGUACUUACUGUUGCAACACAGGAGACGGAUGGCUUUCUCCGCUUCAUGCAGUCAGCAAACUACUUCAACUUCAAUGUGAAGGUGCUUGGGAUGGGAGAAGAGUGGAAGGGAGGUGACGUGGGUCGCUCCAUUGGUGGAGGCCAGAAGGUUCGACUGCUGAAGGAAGCCAUGGAGUCUCUGGAUCAACAAGAAGACUUGGUGGUCUUGUUUGUGGAUAGUUAUGACCUCAUCUUUGCUGGUGGAGCUGAGGAGAUUCUCAAAAAGUUCCAACAGAGCAAUCAUAAGGUGGUGUUUGCUGCGGAGGGAAUCAUCUGGCCAGAUUCUCAACUGGCAGAGAAAUAUCCGUCUGUACGCAGUGGGAAACGCUUUCUCAACUCUGGAGGGAUUAUUGGGUAUGCCCCAUACGUACAGAAGCUUGUCAGCCAGUGGGACCUUCAUGAUAACGACGACGAUCAGCUGUUCUACACGAAGAUCUACGUGGAUCCGAAUCAGAGGGAAAAGCUUAAUAUGACCUUGGACCACAAGUGUGAGAUUUUCCAAAAUUUGAAUGGAGCUCUGGAUGAAGUUCUCCUGAAGUUUGGGACGGAGAGAGUACGAGUGAGGAACACCAUCUACAAUAGUCUGCCAUCGGUUAUCCAUGGAAAUGUGAACACCAAGGUAUACUUUAACUACCUGGCCAACUACAUUCCCAAUGCAUGGAACUAUGAGCGCGGCUGCACCAUCUGUGACCAAGACAUGGUGGAUUUGUCUCAGCUUAAAGAAUUUCCACAAGUGACUGUUGGCGUAUACAUCGAGCAGCCGACUCCAUUCCUGCCAGAGUUUCUCGAGCGGCUCCUGAGUCUGGAUUACCCCAAAGACAAAUUGAAUAUUUUUAUUCAUAACAGCGAGGUUUACCAUGAGAAGCACAUACAGAAGUUCUGGGAAGAGAACAAGGAUGUGUUCGGCGGUUUUAAAGCCGUUGGCCCUGAGGAGAACUUAACUCAAGGAGAAGCAAGGAACAUGGGCAUGGAUGUGUGCCGGAGAGAUCCUUCUUGUGAUUAUUACUUCAACAUUGACGCGGAUGUGAUGCUCACUAACCGACAGACUCUGAAACUCCUCAUCGAGCAAAACAGAAAAAUAAUUGCCCCCCUUGUCACCCGACAUGGAAAACUGUGGUCCAACUUCUGGGGAGCUCUGAGUCUGGAUGGUUAUUAUGCCAGAUCUGAGGACUACAUUGACAUCGUGCAAGGAAAGCGUGUCGGAGUGUGGAACAUUCCAUUCCUGGCCCACAUCUACCUCAUAAAGGGUCAGACUCUGAGAAAUGAGCUCAAAGAGAGGAAUGUCUUUGUCUUGGAGAAACUGGACCCUGAUAUGGCCAUGUGCAGGAAUGCCAGAGACUUGACAGUACAUAGAGAAAGAGAAUCUCCUUCUCCGGAAUCAUUCCAUAUGCUCAGAUCCCCAAAGGGACUUUUCAUGUAUCUUACAAAUCGGCAUGAGUUCGGAAGGCUUAUUUCCACUGCCAACUACAACACUUCUCAUUAUAACAAUGAUCUCUGGCAAAUUUUCGAAAAUCCUCUGGACUGGAGAGAGAAAUACAUCCAUGCCAAUUACACACGGAUUUUCACUGAAAACCUUUUGGAGCAGCCAUGCCCAGAUGUUUUCUGGUUCCCUGUGCUCUCAGAGAAAGCCUGCAAUGAGCUGGUGGAGGAGAUGGAAAACCACGGGACAUGGUCUGGUGGAAAACACGAGGAUAAGCGUAUCACCGGAGGCUACGAGAGCGUCCCGACAGAUGACAUUCAUAUGAAGCAGAUCAAUUACGAUCAGGAAUGGCUGCACUUUAUCAGAGAAUUUAUCUCCCCUGUCACUCUCAAGGUUUUCUCUGGCUAUUACACCAAGGGCUAUGCGAUUAUGAACUUCGUGGUGAAGUACACUCCAGACAGACAAGCCUAUCUACGACCACAUCACGACUCCUCAACGUUCACCAUUAACAUCGCUCUCAACAACAAAGGCUUAGAUUUCCUGGGCGGAGGUUGUCGGUUUCACAGAUAUAACUGCUCCAUAGAGUCUCCUAGAAAAGGCUGGAGCUUCAUGCAUCCAGGUCGACUCACUCACCUUCACGAAGGACUGCCUGUGACCAAUGGCACGCGCUACAUAGCAGUGUCUUUUGUAGAUCCCUAAACUCCCUCAUCCUAGGAAUCUUUGAGAUGUUUGUCGAUAUUUUGUUGUUGUUGGUUUUUACUGAUUUAUUCCUGGCUUACUUGUCAUGUGGCUGUUUUAUUUGCUGUUUUUUGAAACGUUUACUACUGUCAAGAGAGAAAAUGCUGUUCAACACAAUCGUAAUACAUAUCAACACACACACAAACACAGAUGAGCAUUCGCUCCAGCAGAUUUUCAUAGAUCUUGAUUUGUUACAACAAAUUACGUGAGAUUUACCACAAUUUUUAUACUUCGACUCUGGCCAAAUGUCCUUCUUGAAAGUUUCUAUUUGCUAAAUUGGAAAUGCUUAAUUUCCAAAAGAAGUGCACUCAAAUGACUUUCAUUACAAUGUGAAUGCGUGUCACAAUUUUCUUUUUUUUAACCCCCACAUACCAGCAAAUUAUUUCUGGCUCAAUUUAAAGCGAAUUAUGUUGUUGCUUUAUUUUUUGGGUAUUUUAAUAAGUUCCAUUCCAGUGCAGAUGCAAAUAUCAUGCAAUAUUUGACACCUUCAGAAACCACAGUAUUAUGUUCUACCUAAUUUACUUCACAUUCAGAGUCUAAAAAUAAAUUCUACCAUCAACUUUUGGAGUUGAUUCUUAAAGUGAAAUAAGAAAGUCUUUGAUACACAAAACUCAGUAACACCUUACAAUAACAGUACAUGGAUAACGAUGUAUUAAUAUGUAAACUAAUUAAAGUAAAAAUAACGGUUAAAAUAAAUAACGACUACCUUAGUUACUUGUAAGUACAUGUUGUUAAUUAAUAUAUUCAUCAACAUUUAAGUUUAAGCUUAAUGUAACAACAUGAACUGAUGAGCUGUUAAUGUAUAAUUAUAUCAUGACAUUACUUGAAGGGGCACAUCACCAUUAACUCAUCCUUACCUAUUCAUGAACUCCUGUGUUUAAACUGUUCAUGCUGAUGUUGACAGAACACUUUUCUAUUGUUAUUCAGUGUAAAUGUACUAGUUGGACGUGCAUAAGGAGUUCAUGAAUAGCUAAGAAUGGGUUAAUGAUGAUGUGCACCUCCAAGUAAAGUCAUAAUAUAAUUAUAUAUUAACAUGUCAUGAGUCCAUGGUGGUUAAAUGAACAAGUAAUUAAGGUAGCCGUUAUUCACACAUGAACUCAUGUGACUCAUAUUGUAGUUAAAGUUCAUGAUUAGCAUAAUAAGUUCUAAUGAAGUAAUGUUUAAUUUACAUAUUAACAUAUCGUUAUUCAUGUACUGCUAUUGUAAAGCGUAACCCAAAACCCAUUGUACACAAUAACAACACUAUGGCUCAUAUAUCCAAUCCAAACUGACUUGAAGGAAGCAAUGAUUAUAUUCUCGGUUUCUUACCAUCAUUAAAAUAUACAAGAAAUAGAAGACUAGGAAUAUAAUUAAAUGAAGAAAAAAUUAAUUAUGUUUUGAUUUUUUUAAUUGGCAAUUGGUAAGAAUGAAGGUGAGCUCCAAGUACUGUAAAAUAAUCAUUAUUAUUAUUUAUUUAUUUUUACAUAUAAACACGAUUUAAAUAGUUCUUCCAAGUAGCAGUUGGCCGUGUUUUCAAAAGACACGAAGGUUAUUACUGGAGAAACAUGAUUAUGAAACUAUGAAUAUGCUGUCAUGGUGGAUUUUUAUUGAAUUUUUUGGACAGGUUUGCUGAUGGUGAGUUUUUUACUGUAACAUUCAAGGUAAAAUGUGCCUUCUGAACUGAAAUCUCUUGUUCCUUCUUAAGUGUGUCAGCCAGGUCAAUCCCUUAACUUAUUUAUGAAGUUGUUGAAAUAAAGAAUGUUUUUAAAAAGAUAA
Messenger RNA from Danio aesculapii, 4349 nucleotides. RefSeq names its product procollagen-lysine, 2-oxoglutarate 5-dioxygenase 2 (gene plod2). Gene Ontology annotation, molecular function: procollagen-lysine 5-dioxygenase activity; L-ascorbic acid binding; iron ion binding. Gene Ontology annotation, cellular component: endoplasmic reticulum. The record is from RefSeq and is a predicted model, not a curated record. Lineage: Eukaryota; Metazoa; Chordata; Actinopteri; Cypriniformes; Danionidae. Gene Ontology annotation, biological process: peptidyl-lysine hydroxylation. The transcript has 20 exons. The coding region runs from base 291 to 2555 and encodes 754 amino acids.